Alternaria atra is the source of this 324-nucleotide messenger RNA. RefSeq lists its product as uncharacterized. Lineage: Eukaryota; Fungi; Ascomycota; Dothideomycetes; Pleosporales; Pleosporaceae. Bases 1 to 324 code for a protein of 107 amino acids. The transcript has a single exon. The record is from RefSeq and is a predicted model, not a curated record.
AUGACAACUGAGCAGCUCAAGAGAACCGCCUAUGCAUCCCAUUUACCCUCACGUCAUGUAAGCUUCAGUCAUACCGUCCAGUAUAAAGAGUACGAUGACGACAGCCGUCAAAGGACCAAGUGGGUAACCAGCGCGGCCGGAGCACCACGCGAUGAGGCCUCCUCAGCCAAGCCUACAUUUGACUAUGGGACCCGAUUACCAGAAAUCUUGCUCAAGGAGUACAUCGAUGAGAUGAUAUGCCUUGGAAACGCUGGUCUUGAUGAACUGGAAGAACAGCUCAUGCUCUUUCUACGCGGCCUCCCAUAUGCUAAGGAUGACUACUAG